ACUUAGCAAUAAGCAUCGGUUCUUCAACUUGUAUUUCGACAGAAGAUCUUUUACAAGGGUUUUAUAAGGCGAAAAGGGAAACAACUAUGAAUUACUUGGCAGCCAUCUUUCUGGUGUCCUGUUUGGCUUUUGGCUCGGCCCAGGUAAACCACUUCAAGCCGACCGCAUUCUGCGCCCCCAACGCCGAGCAAGCUGACCCAACCAGCAAGUGUUACUGUAAGCCUGGCUUCAAAGGUGAUGGUGACCUGUGUUGUGGCCCUAAAGAUGAAGGUGUGUGUAUUCUCCGUUAUGACCCGAUUCUAAGGCCCGUGGACGGCAAGAAAACAUGGGUGCACUACCCCUGUACACACAGCGUUGCCACGGUAACGAAGACUGUCAACAAUCUGGCGUGUGAGAUCAAAGUCUACACGGCCGUCAACUACACUAACUUCGGCACCCAAUACGACGAUCGUUUGUCUGUCCACAUUAGAAUAGGCGAGGAAAAUCACUACUAUCAAAUUUCUAAUGGAGUCCCUACCAACCUAAAGGACAACUCCAAACUCGCCCUCAACAGAAUCGGGGACGAGGCCACCUAUGUCAAGAAGUCGAGCGAGGGCGUUGAGGAAUUCGGUCUGCUCUACAACACAGUUCAGAAAAGAUGGCGGAUCAAAGCUUGUGGUGGGGAGGUGGUUUUCAGAGAGCCUUACAACGACGGCGUUUUAGUUCAGGAGAAAUCCCCAGGGAUCUGUGUGAUUGCUCCCCCUGAGGACAUUGUUGGCUCAGUGGACAGCGGCAACAUCUGCAACCUGAACGGCAAGUACCUGGUCGCCCCCUACACCUCCACCACCUCCAAGCUACUGGCUGACAUCGUCCUGGGCUACGAGAACAUUCCGGGUGUGGUCAACCUGGACCCCCAGCCCAUACGACAGACCUGCACCGACCUGGCCGGUGUGUUCCUGACCUGCAGUGUGGACAAGAGGGUCGAGGCCCUGGACAAGUGCUCGGCCCUCAUCUCCAGCCACAGGGAGCGGAAGUGUUUCUAUGACAACCACGGCGCCGACAUCACCGAGGGGUUCAAGGACUGCGUCAGUGUCGUCUGCAACAAGGACCAGGACGCCUGUUCCCGAUUGGAGUCAAGCCCAGCAGUAAAAAAUUGUCUGAACAAUCUCUCCGCCUGUCGUCAAUGGCUGUAGUCACGUGAUUGGGGCGUCGCACGUGGUACUCUCCACACCAACCACACGUCAACAAAUAAACAACUCCAGAAAACUUAGAAAAAAAUAAUGAUUUUUAUUUUUAUUUUAUGACGAAGUGUCAAUCAAUAUUUAUGGUGAUUAAUUACAAUACAAUUAAAAAUAAUGGUAU
Molecule: messenger RNA, 1341 nt
Organism: Physella acuta
Lineage: Eukaryota; Metazoa; Mollusca; Gastropoda; Physidae
Source: RefSeq, a predicted model, not a curated record